AAUUGAUAAGAGAUAAGGUUGACGUACAUGGGGAGGUAACUUCACUCAGGGUCGGUGCUAAGCCGGAUUAACAUAAAUUUAAAAGUAUGCAAUAUAAAAAGUAGCAGACCGUCUGUGAUGAAGAUUGAUAUCCAUCCUCUAACGGACGACCCGAACAAGGCGUGGAAAGAACUUUCCCUGACGCAGAAAGUCAUAAAAAUCAAUGUCCCACCGGUGCCUAAAAAGCCUUCGGGAAACAAGUUGAGGAUAGUAUGUAUGAGUGACACGCACUCACUGACCUCUCAUAUUAGAUUUAAAAUUCCCGAUGGAGACAUUUUCAUCCAUGCUGGAGAUUUUACAAGGUGUGGUGCUGAGGGCGAAGUGCUUGAUUUUAAUAAGUGGAUUGGUAAGCUACCACACAAGUAUAAAGUUGUUAUAGCAGGCAACCAUGAGCUGAGUUUUGACCAGACAUUCACGCACCCGCUGAGCCCGAAUCCGAGCAAAUCCAUACCGACACUCGGCAUUCCAAUGGCAAGCAUAUCUGAUGCCAUAUCGACGACCAACAUGAAGGACAAGCUUACAAACUGCCUGUACCUUCAAGAUGAAUCAGUAGUUAUUGCAGGAUUGAAGAUAUACGGAUCUCCGUGCACUUUGUACAGCUUAUAUAGAAGGGGAACUCCAAACAAAAUCGAUAUUCUUGUUACACACACGCCUCCACGGCAGCCAGAAUUCCACGGUUGGGCUUUUAACGUUCCAAGAGGACGCAAAUGUUUAGAAAAAUGGGACCUGAUACCAGACGACACCGAUAUUCUCGUUACGCACACCCCUCCGAUCGGGCAUGGUGAUCUCUGCUGCUCUGGAGUUCGAGCUGGGUGUGUUGAACUCUUGUCAACCGUGCAAAGACGUGUUAAACCCAAAUAUCACGUUUUCGGCCACAUUCACGAAGGCUAUGGGAUAACAACCGAUGGCAGUGUGAUAUACGUCAACGCAUCGACUUGUAACAUCCAAUACAACCCUGUAAACCCACCAAUUGUAUUUGAUGUAGCAAUACCAGAAGGGGCAAGAUAUUAAUUGCAUUUUUUUUAAUACUUAAUGCGACCAUUGAUAAAAAAAAAAGUGAUAUUUAAUAAUUC
Cimex lectularius (bed bug) is the source of this 1112-nucleotide messenger RNA. RefSeq names its product metallophosphoesterase domain-containing protein 1. The transcript has 6 exons. Gene Ontology annotation, molecular function: hydrolase activity. Bases 118 to 1050 code for a protein of 310 amino acids. The record is from RefSeq and is a predicted model, not a curated record. NCBI's taxonomy places the organism in Eukaryota, Metazoa, Arthropoda, Insecta, Hemiptera, Cimicidae.